This is a messenger RNA of Coccinella septempunctata (seven-spotted ladybird), 1409 nucleotides long. Its product is annotated as leucine-rich repeat-containing protein 34-like. The record is from RefSeq and is a predicted model, not a curated record. The transcript has 6 exons. NCBI's taxonomy places the organism in Eukaryota, Metazoa, Arthropoda, Insecta, Coleoptera, Coccinellidae. Gene Ontology annotation, molecular function: protein binding. Bases 75 to 1358 code for a protein of 427 amino acids.
CGCAUUUGACAAAUUGUUCCGUCAAUAUAUAUUUAGUUUUAUAUUUACAUAGUCCUCUUCCAGAUUUGAACACAAUGAAUUCCUCAGAGGUCGUAUUGUUACCCAAUUCGGGGUUCAAAUUUACGGAGACUUUUUUCCUCUUAUUUUGUGAGAAGAACUCCGAUGGAACAAGGCAUCUGAGACUCAAAGGCAAAGAACUCUAUCAGAGGAUUGGUAAGCGUCUGUCUCAUAUGGAUAUGCUGGUCGUAUCAUUGUUUCUUCGGGAACACCUAGAAAUUAUCAGUGUCGAUCUAUGUUACAAUGAUAUCGGAGAUGUUGGAGUUGAAAUCCUGGUGGAAAACUAUUUCGAUGACAAGAACAAUACCUUACUAGAUCUUAAUCUGAUGAGCAACGAUCUAACUUCUGCGGGGCUCUCCCACUUGUAUAAAUCCGCUAAAAAUUUGAAACUGAGAACGUUGAGAUUAACUGGAAAUAAGUUCGGAAAAAAAGGAGGGGAAUAUGUAGCUAAACUCAUUGAGAGUAUACCUUCAUUGGAAUUGUUAGAGCUGGGUGAUACGGAUCAGGUUUUAACGAGUAUCGAUUCAAUUUUGGAAACCACCAAAAAGAGCAACCUAAAGGUUUUGGACAUUUCAAGAGUGAUACCAAAAACUGAGUAUGAAAUACUCAAUCCAUCGUGGAUGGCAAAGAAUGUUGGUUUAUUCCUUGAAAUCAAUAGGACUUUAACUGAACUUCACAUGGAAAAAUGCGGUUUAGAUGGGCACGACAUAGAGAAGCUGAUGCAUGGUAUGAUUUAUAAUACUUCGUUAAAACUGUUGAAUAUAGCUUCGAACAGGAUUGGAUGUCAUGGUCUAAAGGUAUUAGCUGAAUGGCUGGCAGAAAAGCCACCUUUGCAUGGGUUGGAUGUGAGUUACAACCGAAUUUCCGAUUCAGGAGCAAGAGCACUCAGUUUCGGAAUGUGCUAUUCAAGACUGAAAUUCCUGAACAUCAGUUAUAACAGAAUCGGAGAUGAUGGAAUAGCUUGUAUUCUUGACACUCUAAAGAAACCCUAUCAGAUGCGGUUGUUCUUUUUUUACGGCAACCCAUUUGGCUCGAAGUCACUUAAGAUCGUUAAGAGAAUGAUUAUGUCUGGAGUUCUGCUGCAGAAAUACAUCGAUACGAAAUUGUAUGAGGUAGAUGGAGAGUUAAAUGCAGCUUUUUAUCCAACGAAUCAUUUCAAACAACAGUAUUAUUCAGUUAUGAUGCACGGCUUUCCGGAAAUGUUGAAGAUCAAGAGGAACAAAGUGGAACCCCCUAACCAUAAACGUCGACCAUUUUACCAUCUUCCAUAUUACGAAAGGUAUCAACCUUUCGAUAAUUAAUUUUUGUUUAACGUUCGAUAAAUAUCGAAGUUAAUAAAGUAUUGCAUUUUU